GGUCUGUUAGUGCCGUAUCCAGGAAGUCGUCUGUGGUUGCCAGGCAAACUUUUGUUGUAAGCGCUCUGCGUGCAUGUUUGUAUGUAAAUGUAUAGGCUAUCUAUUGAUUUAGACGCGACAAUUCUGCAAAAGCGUGAGAGAUGAGUUGCUGUCAUGGGUCUGAGCUCCAGGAGGUCCGUCCUGGUACCGCACAGGUCCUGGUGACUGAGCUGAGUGGUUCAGGCUCCAUCAACCCAACUCCUGCAACUAAACCCUAUGAGGAGUCUGACACACCAGUGGAACUUUACCUUUCCCCAGAGAAGUUGAAAUUGCUGUGUGGCACACGGGACCUCUCUAAUGUGACCUCGCUGGAGAUCAGUGUAGACACCCAAGAAAAAACACUUGGGAACUUUGGUGUCUACUUGCCCAGAUUAGUGCAACUUAAAAUGAACAACAGCAGGAUCCUGUCAGUAAGAGACCUGGGAACCACCAUCUCCCACCUGCAGGUGCUGUGGAUGUCUCGGUGCUGCCUACAUGACCUAGAUGGCAUUUCUACUUUCUCUGCUGUUACGGAGCUGUACUUGUCUUAUAACAAUGUCUCAGACCUGAGUCAGGUCGGAAUGCUGGAUAACCUGCAGCUGUUAGAUCUGGAAGGGAAUGACGUGGAUGAUUUAGUCCAGGUUCAGUAUCUCGCUUUAUGUAGCAAACUGCAGAGACUUACCCUGGAGGGAAACCCUGUGUGUUUACGCCCAAACCCCACUUCAUCUCAGACGACAGAAUACAGUUACCGGGAAGCAGUGAGGGAGCUGCUCCCUCAGCUGCGUUACCUUGAUGAUGUAAAGGUGGAGGAGGACAGGCUUAGCUGCUGUAGCACCAUGGGAGAAGACUGGGACAUUCUCAAAAACUCCAUUAGAGAUUCUAACUCUCAUCCUGCUGGUGAAGAUGACAGUGCACAUCCUUACAGCCGACCCAGCUCAGCCAGAUGCCCUUCUCCCAGCUUCUCCAUAGUCUGGCCCCUAUCAUCAUCAGGCUCCAGACUCAUGUCAGCAAUCCGGCCUGGAGUUCUCUCCCCUUGUGGAUCCAGACCUGGUUCUGCAGACUCAGAUAUGGCAGUAGUGGAAGCUGAAGCCAGUGCCCUGACUCACGGAGCAGGCAAGAUCCUGUUCUGUGGAAACCCAGUCCAGGCUAUUCGAGCAAAGCGACAAAAGUUAAGGACAGCACCCACCAGGUCUACUUUCACCCCCCGGGACUUUCCCAUCCACAUACCAGAACACACAUAUGACCUCGAGGAGCCUGAUCUUACAGAUCGUGCCAAUGUCUUUGCAGAGCUCAGAGCUUGGAGGGAACAGCAUAGCAGACGUCUUGAGGCCAUAGAGAAAGACAGACUACCACAGAUCCUGUCCAUUCAACACUGCAAUGAAGAAGAAGAAGAUGGUAAUGAGGAAGAAGAAGGCUUUGGCUCUUUGAGAAGUGACAGCAGUGAUGAAGAACAUGGAGAGGAGAAAGACUAUGACAACCGAGAAGCUGCCUCACUAGAUUCCUCUUUCCAGUCUCUUUCUCCAGAUCUGCUUCUCAGAAGAAACUUAUCCCCUGAUAUGGCUCAACUGUCCCUGUCCUCAGACACUACACUGUUCCCUUCUCCUCCUCUCAAAGGCACUGCAGCUGCUGGCAAUCUGAAGCUGCAAGGGAUCCGUGCACGCAGGCUUCAUUUUAGCCGGGCCAGCUCACAAGAUUUAUCUGAAUUCAGUAGAGUAGAGUAUUCUGCUGAAAUAGCUAUGACUGCAGCAGAUACAGACCAGCAGAUAAGUAGGAACAAUGUGCCUCCAGUGGCCAUCUCUGCACCCAUACCGCACCCACCUCCAUCAGCCACCAUGAGUGAAAGGCUCAAGCAUUCACGCAUGAAGAUGGACUCCAGUGUGCAGUCAAGUCAGAAGCAGGAAGUAUCCAAAGUCCUCAAGAGACCAGCGAUAACCCGCCCUCACACAGCCAGGGCAGCUCUACAGAAACAUCACCAGCACCACUAACUACAGCCCUGCAGAGGGAGCCCACAGCCAGACUGACACUAGAGUGGCUAGCUUAUAGGGAUCAGUAUGAUUACUCUUAACUGCUCCAAUAAUGGGGAUCAUUCCCCUUUUUCAACUCAUCACUCAGCCCUGUAUUCGUUCCUCCUUAUUCACACUAUGCUUUCCUUGUUUUCUCCUUUGAAAAUGAAGUAUUUUUGUCGACUCUCACCAGUGCCCAACAUCCAGUAAACUUGUCACAGCUUACAGCUUUAA
Messenger RNA from Archocentrus centrarchus (flier cichlid), 2255 nucleotides. RefSeq names its product leucine rich repeat containing 56 (gene lrrc56). NCBI's taxonomy places the organism in Eukaryota, Metazoa, Chordata, Actinopteri, Cichliformes, Cichlidae. The record is from RefSeq and is a predicted model, not a curated record. The coding region runs from base 141 to 2003 and encodes 620 amino acids. The transcript has 13 exons.